ACCCUGCACCCCUUCUUCCCGCCCUGCCCCAUGAACACCAAUGUCUGCGUGGAGCCCGGGCCGGGCCCGGAGGCGCCGGGCCUGCCCAAGGAGAGCCACCUGCCCGACGGGGCGCUCAACGGCCUUGUGGAUUACAACUCGGAGAUGGAGCGCUACCGCUCCUUCGCCAGCUCCUUCUACAAGAGCAACGGCGGCGCCUUCCCGCAGGCGGCCAAGAUCGCGCGCAUCACCACGCCCAUCUUCCCCGGCAGCGCCGCCGCCGCCGCCGCCGCCGCCCGCAUCGGCAUGGCCCCCUGGAGCUGCGACAACGCCGCCACCGCCGCCGCCGCCACCGCCAUGCUCUGGGGGGGCGGGGGAGGAGCCGGACCCGGAGGACCCGGAGGAGGGGCGGGAGGGGCGGCGGGAGGAGGAGCCGGAGCGGCGGCGGCGGCGGCGGCGGCGGCGGCAGGAGGCGGGGGAGGGGUCGCCGGCGGAGCCAGGAAAUCCACCGCCACCUCCACCUCCUCCUCCUCCUCCUCCUCCACCGCCGGCGCAUCCUCCGCCUCCUCCUCCUCCGCCUCCUCCACCGCCAGCUCCGCCGUCCACGGCGGCAGGACGGGCCUGCACCACCGCAACGACUCCCCCCGGCUGGGCAAAGCUGGCUGCCCGCCAGAGCCCGCCCUGCAGAUGGCCAACACCAAUUUCCUGUCCCCCCUGUCCCCCGACCACUGCAGACCUCUGGCGGGGGAGUGCAUGAACAAGCUCAAGUGCGGCGCCGCCGAAGCGGAGCUCAUGAACCUCCCCGAACGCGUGGGCACCUUCUCCGCCAUCCCGGCGCUGGGGGGCAUCUCCUUACCCCCGGGGGUCAUCGUCAUGACGGCCCUCCACUCCCCCGCCGCCGCCUCGGCGGCCGUCACGGACAGCGCGUUUCAGAUCGCCAACCUGGCGGACUGCCCGCAGAGCCACUCCUCCUCCUCCUCCUCCUCCUCCUCCUCCUCCUCCGCCGGGGGGGCCGGCGGGGCCAACCCGGCCAAGAAGAAGAGGAAACGGUGCGGGGUCUGCGUGCCCUGCAAAAGGCUCAUCAACUGCGGAGUCUGCAGCAGUUGCAGGAACCGCAAAACGGGACACCAGAUCUGCAAAUUUAGGAAAUGUGAAGAGCUUAAGAAAAAACCGGGCACUUCACUAGAGAGAACACCUGUUCCCAGCGCUGAAGCCUUCCGAUGGUUCUUUUAAGCAGUAGAGUAUCUUAUUUCCAAGGCAGUCGGAAGUGAAUGGCAAAUUAAAGUCUUGUUUUAAGAAACUGCUUAGUCAUCUACUGAAGAAAAUACUCAGAUACUAUUUUCAUUUUGUGUAUAGGAGUUUCCUCAAAAACGAAACAUAAAAUCUGGGAGCCUGGGGAAGUGGCCAGUCUAUUUACCUUCAGUACACUCACUCUUUCUUGGAUGUAAUUUAGCUAUCCUAGUGAAGUUGUUGUCUAUUUUUAAAGUGGCUGUAAAAAAAUUAAGUUUGGGUAAACUCCUGCUGUAAAAUCAUGUAUCUUCGCAAAGUAACAUAUCUAUACUUCAUUUUCAAAUAUAUGUGUUUCAGUACUGUAAACUGUACAGAUAGCAGCUUGUAUUUUGUGUGUUUAGACACAAGGAGACAAUCAGGUCUGAGCAUCUAGGGAGAUUAACAGUUUAUACACAACAGUGCAGUUCUGCCAGUUUAAUCAGGAGCAAUAAAUUCUAGCUUUAAAUAUUUUUUUUCCAGGUGUUCAGUGGCAACAGCAGCACUGUGUGCCCCACAUCCUUCCGUAGAGACUUGAUGCCAGGUUUUACAAGAUUAAAAGAUUAUGACGCAUCUAGCAAUUACCUUGGGUGGUAGUGCUGUAAGAGGGAAAGACAUUAUAAAAGUUUCAAUUAGUCUUUUUGAGCACUAUACUAGAGUAGCAGUUAUGCACUUGCAUUGCUUACAAAAGAGCUGUUAUUGAAGGUUAUGCCUCCAAAGUACUUGCCUUUGACUGCACUGUUAAGGUGGAGUUCUUGCAGUGGGACAUGCAGAAUCAGUCUGGUACAAUAUGUUUUUUUAGGAGAGUGGAGUACCAUAUCUUAGGAAAGAACUCCACAGCUGAUGAUAUUGGCCUUCCCAUCUGGGGCAGUGCUAUAGACCUUUUCAAGCAGGAAAAAAGAAAAUUUUAUCAAACAGUUCCGAUUGUCUUCACUUCACCUCAGUGGUGAGGUUUGGGACGGUUCCGUCUUUUAGGGUCCGCUAGCCCGGGUGCAUCUCGAUUAAGUGUGUCCAUUAUCUCCCUCACGUCUUUGUCAGUCCAUUCAGCCUCAGUGAAAUGCCCCACCCUCAUGUCUUUCUGGUCCCAACAACCCCUCACCCUCUCACUCCAGGGAACAGCCGUGGGCCCCAAGCAGAGCCUGCUCCAGCUCAACUGGCAGAGACAUUUUGUAAGCGGCUGAAGUGACUGACACUCCCUCGAAACUUACCAGGUCGCCCCACUACGGUCGGGCCUCAAUCUACCAGUCACGAAGGAGACAGCCAGGUCAUCGAGCUAGGCACCUGGGUAAAGAAAACAAGCUCAAUGCACGUUCCCGGCUUCUCUGUGUAGGGGGACGAUCACCCCUAGGAUUGGGUCAUCACUGAAGCGGCCAGGUCAUUGGAACCCCUCUGCCUGUCAUUUGCUUUUUUUCAAUCCAUAGAGCUGCCUUCACCACCUGGAAACAUGUUUCGAAACUGGGAGAGCGUCCACUCCUAAGGAGAGAAUUAGAAGAAUUUGGAGUCAGCAGAGUUGAUCCGGGGAGCAGGAGAGAGGCACAGGAGGCAUACAUGCCGGGGGAUGGUUUUUGUUAGUGUUUAACUGUCAGUUUGGAUUGGAAUGAAAAUGAUUGGGAGGUCCAAGGGAGAAGAAUCAGGCCUCGGUGAGGGGUAGGGGAGCCAAUGGUAUGAUGGGGCAUUGAAGCUUUAAGAUGCCAAUGUAGAAACCAUUCACAGUGUUCACCUCUCACAGGCCAUGAUACACGCCUAUGCUUCAGUGAGGAGAUGGCCCCUUUCGAAUUACCGUACCGUGCACCGGACCACUCCGUUUUUAGAAGAGACAGUGAAACAAUACACAGAAACGAAACAGAGCUUAGCAUUAAUUGAUUUGGUUCAUUUUAGAUUACUCUGGUUAGAACCUCUGUUUUACAGUGUGGGACCAAUGGGAGCCGUGGAAGUUCGUUGUUACCAAAAAUGCUCAUCAAUUAAAACUGAGUGAAGCGUUUUUGCACAGCUGGCUGGUAAGCUUGCCGGGCAUUUUGGAAAAUUGUGAUAGCUCUUACAGAAGUAAAACAAAAUUCAGUUCAGGCUACAUUAGGUGUACAAUGCCUUUCAAAGAUAUUCCUAGCAAUGUACUCACUGUCUAAAAUACCCUAAUGUUGCAUGUCUUGAUGUGGGGUUUUUUUGUUUGUUUGUUUUAAGGAACUGAUGGAAUUUGUAUAUUGUAAAUGUGAUGUUUUACAUGUCAAUUCAAAACUAUUAGAGAAAAAGAAGCCUGUUGAUUAUUAAAAUGAACAUAGGUAAACUUUAUUUGAUUCCUGCAUUAUUUGAUUCUGGAUAUUGUUCCUUUAUGUCAUAAGAUUUUUAUGUUUGGUAAACAAUAUUUAUGUAAUGUACGUGUAUAGAGCAUUCUGGUUAGUGAUGUUUGAAGAAAAGAUACCCCUUUUCUGACCUCCCUCCAUUUCUCUCCUGUACAUCACAUAUAAAUGUUUGAAAAAGCAAAUCAUUAAAAUGCUGAGUUUUAAUGACUAAAGUAUUGAUUUUCUCACAGCCCCUGGUUAGUUUUCAUUUACAAAGUACAAAAGCAAAUGCAGGCGUAGAGUUUGAUGUCUUCUAGGUGGGAACAAUAAAAACUCCCUAAAAUGAAUUGCAAAUAAAACCCCCACACAGAACAACUUUUAAACGUCCGGUGACACCUGAUUAAGGAGCAAUGCUGGCAGGAGACUUGUUUCCAAACACACCCACAUCCACCUAACUCAGUGCCAUCUUCCCGGAUGAGAGGGGAGGUUAGACUCCCAGCGUGCCUUGCAGAUUUUCUUGAUCUGGCUCAAGGGGAAAAUCACAAUGAGUAGUGAGCACACUGUUUUCUCUUUCCCAGGACCCAGCCUGGAUAUUCGCCACUGAUGGAUGCCAAAACCAUUACAUCUAUCCUGUGGUAACUGUGCCUCCCGCUGAACCACUUCCAGACCUCACUUCCUCUUGCUCUAGUCCACAGCCUCCAGCAUCCCUCGGGCAGAGCAAUACCAUCUAUCGGUGUUGGUCCCACAUGGGAGGAGGUUGACACUUCCCCUCGUUGAGCGGAUAAGGAAGGUUGACUCUCCUGCUCUUACAUGGGAGGAGGAAAGCACUUCCCCUACUUGAAAGGAUACAGAAGGUUGACUCCUCUGCUCUUACACACUCCUCCCCCUGCAUUUGGGAAGAGGAAAGGGCAGAAUAUGAAUUCAUAAUGUUCUAAUGAUGGUAUUUGCUAAGUGCUUACUCUGUGCCAAGCACUGCUCUAAGCAUCGGGGAAGAUAGAUAUAAGAUCAUCAAAUCAGACCACAGUCUUAUCAGUCACCCUGUCACACAUGGGGCUCAUAGACCAAGAGGGAGGAAGAACAGGUAAUUUAUCCCCAUUUCACAAAUGAGAAAACUGAGGCACCGAGAAAUUCAGUGACUUGCCCAAGGUUGCAUAGCAGGACAGUGAUGAAGCUGGGACUAGAACCCAGGACCCCAAAUCCCGUGCUCUUCCCAUUAGGCUGCAAGACCGUCUCUAAGAGAAAAAAACACUCCCUUCCGUUAUGAAUCCCUACCAUGUAAGUCACACAGUCAAUGCUAAAGCGUAUAAAAUCUUUAUACUAGCUCUAUCUGUAAUCAAAAAGAGGAAAAAAAGAAGGCAGUUAAAUGAACACACCAUUCAGGGUCGUAUACAGUCAGCAAAGCCGUAGUCGGUCUUUGAUCAUAGUUAGAUGCAUAGUGAUAUCAAGCAGUUGGUUCUCAUGUAACCGCUAAAUGUUUCAGAUUUUGUUUUCAUUAGGUUUGGCAGUCUCACACUGAGAUCUACUUAUUCCUAGUUAAUAAAAGACAGCUACUAAGUUAGGAAGGAUUCCAUUUUCACAACUGUAGGGAAGUUGGAGAUUUUUCAGAAACAUGGGCCACAAAAAUGUACUCCUUUCACAAUCUUCUCCUAUUUCUGAAAUGUGCAGUUAUCUAUUACAUUUUCUAAUAGAUAUUUGUGUAAGGUGUAUGUAUGCUUGUGCAAUUAUGAAAAAACAGUUUUGGAAAACAGUGUAUUUAUUUAAAAUAUCACUUAUGGGGCAUGUACCAAACUGUAAAAAAAAAAGAAAAAAAAACACAGUCAAUUUGCCCAGUAAAGUUGUUUUUGUGAAAUAUCCGUGUUGU
Molecule: messenger RNA, 5382 nt
Organism: Tachyglossus aculeatus (Australian echidna)
Lineage: Eukaryota; Metazoa; Chordata; Mammalia; Monotremata; Tachyglossidae
Gene: CXXC4
Product: CXXC finger protein 4
Exons: 2
Coding region: 31-1212 (393 amino acids)
Cellular component (GO): nucleus
Molecular function (GO): zinc ion binding; methyl-CpG binding
Source: RefSeq, a predicted model, not a curated record